UUUGUGUAUGAGCGAUUGACCGCGCACAAAGCAUGUUGUUGUUGACAGAGCUGCUUGUCGCCGUUGCCUGCGUUCUGGCGUGUUUGCUACUGUACGUGCGUCAGAGGCCGCCUCGCCGCCCACCAAGCCCGACCGACGCUGCUCCGAAAGCGAAAGCGGCUGCGCUCUUGUCGCCCGUAGCAGCGACCCAGCAGCAGCAGCAGCAGCGCCGGCCUGCAGCCUCAAGCAGCCCAAGCACGAGCGAGCAGCCCAAUCUGGAACAAAAGCCCGCUCCUCCUCCUCCAUCCGCGCCACCGCGCGUGUCGGGCGGCUACUGGUACUUUGGCCAUGCAUUCGCACUGGCAUUCAAUCCCGUGGCGUUCUGGCAGGCGUGCCGUGAGGAGUAUGGACCGGUGUUCUCAUGCACAGUGAUGGGCAAACCAUACACCUUCCUGUCGGACGACGACGGCCCGCGGUUCUUCUUGAACGUGCCGCCAAGCAGUUUGGCACCCGCCACGCUUUCGGAUGAUCCGGCGCGGAGCUUCUUCCCAGCCUACUUUUUCGCGGCGGCCACAUCCGAAGCACGCGAUUGGAUGCACACGGCGUUGGCCGAGUACUCACGGCGCCCGACAUUUCCGGCGGUGGUGCAAGAGUGCGUUGAGGGCUUGGACGAAUUCUGGGACAAGAUGGGCUCCCACGGCGAGCUCCGGUUGUUUGACACGAUGGAAGAAGCUGCGUUUCGAGUGGCAACCAUUGCAUACGGUGGCCGCGAGCUCCAGGGAGAGUUCUUCCACGAGUGGAAGUCGUACUUUGUCGACACGGACCUUCAGUCUGGCUUCCUGACUGGCAAGACGCAAAUGUUUGAUCCACGUCUCUGGUGGCGCAGGUCGAUGGUUUUCAACGGGCUCGAGCGGCUUCUUGAGAGGAUUGUUGAGCGACGACUUCUUGAAGGCGGUGACCUCGGUGGAGACUACAUUGCCUUGCUGAUACGGCAAGCACAGCACGAAAGUCAAAGUGCCGACUCGGUCGCCUCGACUGUGCCACAACGCGUUUUGGCGCGCCUGUUUAUGACCGUCUCGGAUGCGUUUAUGAAUGCGUAUAUUCAUGCCGCGUGGACGUUGGUGCAUGUCUUGUCCACGCCCGCGCUCACCUAUCAUGUCGCAGCCGAGAUUGAGAAUGCUGGAAAAUCGACCACUGGCGCCCCGGCAGCGACCGGCCUGAUCCAUAGCUUGCCCCUCGUCGACGCCAGCAUCGAAGAAAUGCUCCGGCUGAGCACGUCCGGCGUUACGAUUCGCACGUUAAGCCAAGCCGUGCCUUAUGGCGCGUUUCUCAUUCCCGCAGGUCACACGGUCGCUACGACAGCCUUCUUCCGCCACCACAAUGCCGAAAUCUAUCCUUCGCCGGCGCAGUUCAAUCCUCUGCGCUUUUUGCCAUCAAACUUUUCCUUGCCGUCCCCAAAGUCGCCAACCUCUCCAGGAAUGCGGCCCUCGUCGCCCCCGUUGCUUCAUCUGCACCAUCCGCAUGUUGAGCAUCCAGCAGCGCACCACCACCACCAUCAUCAUCAUCAUCAUCCGACACACAUUACAAGAGAUGGCUCUGUGGUUCUCGAGCGGCCGCCCCUCGCUCCCUCAACGACUGGCAUGCAGACAAGCCAGCUCGUCGACACGAGCGAAGAAGAGCUGAGCGCCGAUGAAGGUAGCGAUGCCGGCGAGCCAUCGACCGCUCCAACUCCUCGCGCCCAACAAGGACUGGGCCAUCCACAACGCACCGUCGUCGCAGACAGCUCCUCCACUCGAGACGCUGCCAGUGCUUCCUCGGCGCCACCCCCUCAGCGUGCUGUGCCCGAUUCCGCCAUUGCGGAACUGCCGUACACGAACAUACCGUUUAACGGGCGCUACUGCGCGUGUGUCGGCCGCAUGUACAUGACCACCUUUACAAAAGUGCUGCUGUCGGUCGCGAUCACUCGGUUUGAGCUGUCCUUUGCUGGCGAGCCGCCCGCCAUUCCCAACAGCUGUCUCACCGUUGUAACAAAGCCCUCUCGCGAUUGCUUGUUGCGAUAUCAGAGUCGCGAGGCGUUGUAACAAUGUAAUUUUUUUCAUUUUGUCCCUUUUCAUUUUUCCUUUUUCAUUUCGAGCUCAA
Messenger RNA from Capsaspora owczarzaki ATCC 30864, 2118 nucleotides. RefSeq lists its product as hypothetical. Gene Ontology annotation, molecular function: heme binding; monooxygenase activity; iron ion binding. NCBI's taxonomy places the organism in Eukaryota, Filasterea, Ministeriida, Capsasporidae. The transcript is spliced from 4 exons. Bases 33 to 2060 code for a protein of 675 amino acids. The record is from RefSeq and is a predicted model, not a curated record.